AUGGGCAGGGGUAAGGGGAAGAGUCAGGGUAAGGGGCAAGGUAAGGGGCAGGGUAAGGGUCAGGGUAAGGGUCAGGGUAAGGGGCAGGGUAAGGGGCAGGGUAAGGGUCAGGGGCAGGGUAAGGGUCAGGGUAAGGGACAGGGGCAGGGUAAGGGUCAGGGUCAGAGUAAGGGUCAGGGUAAGGGACAGGGUCAGGGUAAGGGUCAGGGGCAGGGUAAGGGUCAGGGUAAGGGACAGGGUAAGGGUCAGGGUAAGGGUCAGGGUAAGGGACAGGGUAAGGGUCAGGGUAAGGGUCAGGGUCAGAGUCAGGGGCAGGGUAAGGGACAGGGUCAGGGUAAGGGGUCAGGUCAGGGGCAGGGUAAGGGUCAGGGUAAGGGUCAGGGUAAGGGGCAGGGUAAGGGACAGGGGCAGGGUAAGGGUCAGGGACAGGGGCAGGGUCAGGGUCAGGGUCAGGGACAGGGUCAGGGUAAGGGACAGGGUCAGGGUCAGAGUCAGGGGCAGGGUAAGGGUCAGGGUAAGGGUCAGGGUUGGGGGCAGGGUAAGGGACAGGGUAAGGGUCAGGGUAAGGGG
Oncorhynchus tshawytscha (Chinook salmon) is the source of this 570-nucleotide messenger RNA. Its product is annotated as glycine-rich cell wall structural protein 2-like. The record is from RefSeq and is a predicted model, not a curated record. The transcript has 6 exons. Lineage: Eukaryota; Metazoa; Chordata; Actinopteri; Salmoniformes; Salmonidae. The annotation marks the transcript as partial.